Molecule: messenger RNA, 2629 nt
Organism: Peromyscus eremicus (cactus mouse)
Lineage: Eukaryota; Metazoa; Chordata; Mammalia; Rodentia; Cricetidae
Gene: Mcoln3
Product: mucolipin TRP cation channel 3
Exons: 12
Coding region: 1-1662 (553 amino acids)
Cellular component (GO): lysosomal membrane; plasma membrane
Molecular function (GO): NAADP-sensitive calcium-release channel activity
Source: RefSeq, a predicted model, not a curated record
AUGGCAGACCCUGAGGUGGCUGGAAGCAGCUGCAGCCCUCACCAGGAUGAAAGUCACUGCACUUUUCACCAGAGCUCGUCCCCCCGUGAAGAGCUUCUCUUAGAAGACCAGAUGAGGCGGAAACUCAAAUUCUUUUUUAUGAAUCCUUGUGAGAAGUUUUGGGCUCGGGGUAGGAAGCCAUGGAAACUCGCCAUACAAAUUCUGAAAAUCGCAAUGGUGACUGUUCAGCUGGUCCUGUUUGGACUGAGUAACCAGAUGGUAGUAGCUUUCAAGGAAGAGAACACCAUAGCCUUCAAACACCUCUUUCUGAAAGGAUACAUGGACCGGAUGGAUGAUACAUACGCAGUGUACACUCAAAACGAUGUGUACGACCAAAUCAUCUUUGCGGUGGGCCAGUACUUGCAACUUCGCAACAUCUCUGUUGGCAACCAUGCUUACGAGAACAAGGGGACGCAGCAGUCGGCUAUGGCCAUCUGUCAGCACUUCUACAAGCGAGGAACCAUCUGCCCCGGGAAUGACACCUUUGACAUUGAUCCAGAAAUUGAAACAGAAUGUUUCCUUAUAGAGCCAGAUGAACCUUUUGACAUCAGAACACUUGGAGAAAAUAAACUUAACCUGACCCUGGACUUCCACAGACUCCUGACGGUGGAACUUCAGUUUAAGCUGAAAGCUAUCAAUCUGCAGACAGUUCGCCACCAGGAACUUCCUGACUGUUACGACUUUACUCUGACUAUAACAUUUGACAACAAGGCUCACAGUGGAAGAAUCAAAAUAAGUUUAGAUAAUGACAUUUCUAUCAGAGAAUGCAAAGACUGGCACGUAUCUGGAUCAAUUCAGAAGAACACCCACUAUAUGAUGAUCUUUGACGCCUUCGUCAUCCUGACCUGCUUGUCCUCACUGGUGCUCUGUGCCCGCUCUGUGAUUAGAGGCAUUCAGCUGCAGCAGGAGUUUGUCAAUUUCUUCCUUCUCCACUAUAAGAAGGAAGUUUCCACCUCUGAUCAAAUGGAGUUCAUUAAUGGAUGGUACAUUAUGAUUAUCAUCAGUGACAUACUGACCAUCGUUGGAUCAAUUCUGAAAAUGGAAAUCCAAGCCAAGAGUCUCACAAGCUACGAUCUCUGUAGCAUAUUUCUUGGGACUUCAACCAUGCUCGUGUGGCUCGGCGUCAUCCGAUACCUGGGUUUCUUUGCAAAGUACAAUCUCCUUAUUCUGACCCUGCAGGCAGCGCUGCCCAACGUCAUCAGGUUCUGUUGCUGUGCCGCUAUGAUCUAUCUAGGCUACUGCUUUUGUGGAUGGAUUGUCCUGGGCCCUUACCACGACAAGUUCCGUUCUCUGAACAGGGUCUCCGAGUGCCUUUUCUCUCUGAUAAAUGGAGACGAUAUGUUUUCCACGUUUGCAAAAAUGCAGCAGAAAAGUUACCUGGUGUGGCUGUUCAGCCGAAUCUACCUCUACUCCUUCAUCAGCCUCUUCAUAUACAUGAUUCUCAGCCUUUUCAUUGCGCUGAUCACAGACACGUAUGAAACAAUUAAGCACUACCAGCAAAAUGGCUUUCCAGAAACAGAGCUUCGAAAGUUUAUCGCAGACUGCAAAGACCUCCCCAGCUCUGGAAAAUACAGAUUAGAAGAUGACCCUCCAGCAUCUUUAUUCUGCUGCUGCAAUAAGUAACCAUUGGGUUUCUCUGUGCUCAUAGAGGAAAACAGAGUACGUGGCUGAGUCAGAGACAGUGUGGAUAAUUUGUGAUCACGCAGCAGUAUGUUCAGAGGCUAGUAUUCUGAACUAACUCACAACUAUGACUUAGCAAAACCUGUUUCUAUUUUUAAAAAUAUUUAGUGGCUUUGCUGCUUACAUUAGCAUUUUAAAAAAUAACUGAUUUGGUGAGGGAGCUGCCGGAUCAUUGCUUCGUCUCAGCUGCUGUAGCUCUCGCGUGGGUUCUCUAGGCCCCCUUUUGCCUUACAGUGUGGCUUGUACCUGCACUGGAAAGUGAGCUCCAGUCUCUCAGUGCCCGUGGAUGACCCAGUGUCCCUCUCUGAGAGUUGAGAUCAUCAUUACACAUCUGACGUCACUGGUCUUAGAGUCUCCCCUUAAAAGAAGACAGAACAAGAGAGAGGCCUCCAGCGUAGCUGACAGUGCAGUGCCUGGCUCUUAGAGACAGCCAUUUUAUGAUGCUCAUAUUCAUUGAGAAGCUUUCUCUGCCUUUCAGUGUUAAGGUACAAGUCCAAGAAAGUCUAGACAUGAAGAAAGUUAAGUGUGUGCCAAGGGGGUAUGUGAUCAAGCAGUGAUGGUUUUAUUGUCAUCCAAGGAGUGUGGAGGAAUCUAGUGAUAUGCCGUGCCUUCCAAAGGCCUGUCAGUCUCAGCAAAGCCACGUGGGGUCAGGAUCUGUGGCUUUAUGGACUGCAGUUCUAGAACCCAUGCUCAAACUUUUUAAAAAUGAAUAUAUGUAGCUUGAAAAGACACUAAAUUAGGCUGUACACUUUGUAGUCUACUGAUGGGCAAGUAUGGGGAUUUUUGUGGUAUAAUAUUCAUUUUGUGUACUAUUUAUCCAUGUCAACAUUAAUUCAGUUAUGUAUAAAACGACUUUAUAAAAGCAUUAAAAUUUUAACAUUUUAAUGUUGCACUAGAGACAUAAUGAAAA